ACCGACAAAACCAAACCGAGUUUCAGUGAGAGAGACAGUGCGAGUUACAUGACGAUGGGAGGAGCCACGACGACGCAGCAGCAAGCCUAUGGCGAGCCAUGGUACUGGGACAACCGCUACACCAACGAAUCCGGACCUUUUGAUUGGUACCAGAAAUACCAGUCUCUAGCUCCCAUCAUCAACCUCUACGUCCCCCGCCACCUCCGCCACCGCGUCCUCGUCGUCGGCUGCGGCAACUCCGCUUUUAGCGAGGGAAUGGCGGACGAUGGGUACGAGGACGUGGUUAGUAUCGACAUUUCGUCUGUGGUGAUCCAAGCUAUGCAGGACAAGCACUCGAACCGUCAGGACCUUAAAUAUUUGGAAAUGGAUGUGAGAGAUAUGAAUGCUUUCGAAACUGCUUCCUUUGAUGCUGUCAUUGACAAAGGAACUCUGGACUCUCUUUUGUGUGGAAGUAAUUCACAACAAAAUGCUGCUCGGAUGCUCAAUGAAGUUUGGAGGGUCCUCAAGGAUAAAGGAGUCUAUAUUCUGGUGACAUAUGGAGCCCCGUUGUAUCGUUUACGAUUGCUGAAAGAAUCAAGCUCAUGGGUUAUAAAACUCCAUGUGAUAGAUAAACUUGUUUCCAAUGAUAAAUCAGAGCAUCCAAUAUGGGAGCUGACAAAUCCUGUUCCCUUGAAUGAUGAUGGAAGCUCCGCAGAGGCAUUGCUAGGAAACAACCCUGAUGUCCAUUUUAUUUACAUUUGUACAAAGGAUAAUUCUUCAAAGCCAGGCUUUAAGCGUGAAGUAUCAGUCGACUGAGGAGGGAGGAUAAGAAUCUUCAAUCUCUUGCAAUUUGUAUUCCCGUGCCUGCAUUAUUGCUUGUUUUGAACUAAUAAUUUUACAGCAUCAUGUAUGUUGUCUGUAUAAUGCUUGACCAUAAGCUGAGCCUUUAAUGGGAUUUGCAAUUCUUUCGUUUAUAUGCUGUUGUGAACUUGUGAUUGUAACAUGGAACCAAUGAGGCUUUCAAAAUAUUGAAAAGAGAAAAAGUUCUCAGAGUC
Molecule: messenger RNA, 1034 nt
Organism: Fragaria vesca subsp. vesca
Lineage: Eukaryota; Viridiplantae; Streptophyta; Magnoliopsida; Rosales; Rosaceae
Product: methyltransferase-like protein 13-like
Exons: 9
Coding region: 49-795 (248 amino acids)
Molecular function (GO): S-adenosylmethionine-dependent methyltransferase activity
Source: RefSeq, a predicted model, not a curated record